Molecule: messenger RNA, 1362 nt
Organism: Chenopodium quinoa (quinoa)
Lineage: Eukaryota; Viridiplantae; Streptophyta; Magnoliopsida; Caryophyllales; Amaranthaceae
Product: chlorophyll(ide) b reductase NOL, chloroplastic-like
Exons: 13
Coding region: 119-1147 (342 amino acids)
Molecular function (GO): oxidoreductase activity
Source: RefSeq, a predicted model, not a curated record
AUUACGAAACAAAUGGAGUAUUCCACAAAUUUCCUUAACACCCUCUCUUGAUCUCUCUUCCCCAAAUAGAGAAAUCCAGAAAUUAGAGAAGCUAGAAUAAAGUGGUUUAUCCACAAAAAUGGCGGUUACCUCAAUUUCAUGCAUUCCUUCACUACUUUUUCAACCAAAAUCCAAUCCACCUAAAUUCUCUCUCUACUCUUCCUUCACUACACCUAAAUCCAAUUUCUUCACAUUUACUUCCCGCCAAAAUCUCAUCAAUGCAAAGUUUGUUAAUAAUAUUAGGUACCCCAUUACUUUGCUUAAAGCUCAAGCUUCCUCUUUUAAUGGCGAAAAACAGCCUAUGCUUCCUCCUUUCAAUAUUCUCAUCACCGGCUCUUCCAAAGGGAUAGGGUAUGCACUAGCUAAAGAGUUUUUGAAAGCAGGUGAUAAUGUCAUUAUUUGUUCAAGGACAGGUGAACGAGUAGAAUCAGCAGUUCAGAGCCUAAGAGGAGAAUUUGGGGAUCUGCGUGUGUGGGGUACCAAGUGUGAUGUGAGGGAUGGGCAAGAUGUGAAGAAUUUAGUUGCAUUUGCACAGGAAAAACUAAAAUACAUUGAUAUAUGGAUUAAUAAUGCAGGAUCUAAUGCAUAUAGCUAUAAGCCUUUGGCAGAAGCAUCAGAUGAGGAUCUGAUUGAGGUGGUCACUACAAAUACCCUAGGCUUGAUGCUCUGUUGUCGAGAGGCUAUGAAGAUGAUGUUGAACCAACCUAGAGGAGGUCAUAUAUUCAAUAUUGAUGGUGCUGGUUCUGAUGGAAGACCAACCCCAAGAUUUGCUGCAUAUGGAGCAACGAAACGCAGUGUGGUGCAUCUGACUAAAUCGUUACAGGCUGAAUUGCAAAUGCAGGAUGUGAAAAAUGUGGUGGUGCAUAACUUGUCGCCUGGAAUGGUCACAACUGAUCUUUUGAUGUCGGGUGCUACAACAAAGCAGGCAAAGUUUUUCAUAAAUGUUCUUGCAGAACCUGCAGAAGUUGUCGCAGAGUAUCUUGUCCCUAACAUUAGAUCAAUUGCUGGCAAUGGAUCAACAAAACCAACAUACAUACGGUUUUUAACUGGGGUGAAAGCCUACUCACAGAUCUUCUCAAGAAUUUUUUUUUGGUGCCAGGAGGAAUAGAUAUGUGCUUGAAGAUUGAAAAGCUUGCAGCUCAAAUUUAUAGUAUAUUAUUAAGUUUCUUCUCUAUUAUUUUGCCCAUUUUUUAAUUAUAUGGAAUAUGAGAAGCGGUUAUAUAAAAUCUAUAUUGAUUUAUCACCAAAAUAUAAAUUGUACCAUUUGUAUACUUGGCAGCUCGAGAAGGAAGCUAUCUUUAUAGAAAACUAGUUUUGUGACGA